AUGGAUUUAGAGGCUGAUCCCUGGAGAGUAAAUUCUGAAGAAAACGGCAACAAUAUCAGUGGAUCUGUGUGGGAACCUGAUAAUUCAUCUGUUAAUGCUUUAAAAUCAUACUCAGCUGAUUCACUACAGCAAGAAGCAAACAAACGUGUGAAUGACGAUUAUCUUGGAGUGAACAUAUUCAGUAAUGGUGAUAACAUUGUUAGGGGUACCGCUUCCAACGUAUAUCAAAAUGAUGUUUUAUGGGACCGUCCAAACAUUGGAAGUACUACACAAGAGACAGAUAUUCGAGGCGUGAAUCGUUUUCAGGCUACCGACACACCGCAGUAUGCUGCAAACGACGAGUAUAAGAACUGGGUUGAGUCCGUAAGAAAGACAUAUUUCCCACUAGCAGAAGAUAUCGUUAGUGUAGAAGAAAUUCCUGAAAGGGAAGGGCUAGUGUUCAAGCACACUAAUUAUUUGGUCAAGCAUCUCACACCUUUGCCAAACACGGAUCCCUCGGAUGAUAGAACAGUGGUGAGAAGGUAUUCUGAUUUUGAUUGGCUACAAGAUGUAUUACUAAGAAAAUACCCAUUUAGAAUGGUCCCAGAACUACCUCCAAAAAAGAUCGGCUCUCAGAACGCAGACCCUUUAUUUUUGGCGAAAAGAAGGAAAGGCUUGAGCCGUUUCAUCAAUUUGGUUAUGAAACAUCCUGUCUUGAGAAGUGAUGACUUGGUUCUCACAUUUUUGACCGUUCCAACAGAUCUUUCGGGCUGGAGAAAACAAGCGCAUUACGAUACAACAGAUGAAUUUACUGAUAAGCAUAUAUCUUCUUCAUUCAUGAAUUUAUGGAGGAAGGAAUUUUCCGAACAAUGGAAUAAAGCAGACGAAAGAAUUGAUAUUGCAUUGGAUACAUGGGUUAAAGUUACUGUUUUAAUAGAAAGAUACGAGAAAAGGAUGAAACAAGUUGCCCAUGAAAGAAAAUUAUUAGGACAAAUCCUUAAUGCUAUUCCAGACACAACGGAAGCAUUGUAUCCACAAUCCACUGCAACAGUUUCUCAAAUAAACGAAGGUGUUGGUUUGAUAGUAGAGCAUUUGAAUUCAUGUGCAGAUGUCAUAGAAAGAGAAAACGAGGAAGUCGACAGUGGCCUCUCGGUUAGAUUCAAGGCUUUCAUUGACGUUAUUAUAGCGUUGAAAGGAUUGUUUGAGAGAUAUAAGAUGAUGGCAGGUAACAAUAUUCCUCAGUUACAAAGAAGGGUAGAAAUAAAUCAAGAAAGAUUGAACACUUUGGAAAGCAACCCUGAUGUGAAAGGAGCAGAAUAUGAUCGUGUAAAACAGAGCAUCUCCAGAGAUAAAAGAAGCAUACUCGAUCAAAUGAACCGAAGCUGGUUGAUCAGGGAGUGUAUAUUGGAGGAAUUCACAAUAUUCCAUGAAACUCAAUUCUUGAUUACAGAUUGCUUCCAGAGGUGGAUUGAAAUAAAUUUGAGAUACACUAAUAACAAUGUUGACAAUUGGGAAAAAAUUUGCAAAAAGCUCCGCGAUAUGCCCCUGCAAAGACACUAA
Molecule: messenger RNA, 1539 nt
Organism: Kluyveromyces lactis
Lineage: Eukaryota; Fungi; Ascomycota; Saccharomycetes; Saccharomycetales; Saccharomycetaceae
Gene: MVP1
Product: Mvp1p
Exons: 1
Coding region: 1-1539 (512 amino acids)
Biological process (GO): protein targeting to vacuole; retrograde transport, endosome to Golgi
Cellular component (GO): endosome
Molecular function (GO): phosphatidylinositol-3-phosphate binding
Source: RefSeq, a predicted model, not a curated record